CAGCACCGCCGACAUCCCGCCCCGCUCCUGCCCUGCCCCGGCGGCUGCGGCGGAAGCGCCGCCGGCCCCUUCCGGCGAGAGCCGCCCCACGUGUGCUGCGCGGCCAACAUGGAGACCGAGGCUGCGGCCGGCGGCGGCUUCACCAGCGUUGUGUCCCGGCGGAGCCGCAGGAAGCGGCGGGCGGGCGGCGAGGAGCCGGCGGCGGGAGCUGCCAUGGACACGGCGGAAGCGCGGCCCAGCAAGCGGCCGGCGUUCCCGCCCGUGGCCGCCGAGGCGCUGGGGGUCGGGAAGGGUGAGCUGAGGAAGAUCCCUGUGCCGGCCAACAGGUACACGCCGCUGAAGGAGAACUGGAUGAAGAUAUUCACGCCCAUUGUGGAGCAUCUGCAGCUUCAAAUCAGGUUCAACUUGAAAACGAGAAAUGUUGAGAUCAAGACUUGUCAAGAGACAAAGGAUCUCAGUGCUCUGACAAAAGCAGCUGAUUUUGUGAAAGCCUUUAUACUUGGAUUUCAAGUAGAGGAUGCCCUUGCUCUCAUCAGAUUAGACGAUCUUUUUCUAGAGUCAUUUGAAGUUACAGACGUCAAACCUUUGAAAGGAGAUCAUCUGUCAAGAGCAAUAGGGAGAAUAGCAGGGAAAGGUGGAAAAACCAAAUUCACCAUAGAAAAUGUGACCAGGACACGCAUCGUUCUUGCUGACACAAAAGUUCAUAUUUUGGGAUCUUUUCAGAACAUUAAAAUGGCACGAACAGCGAUUUGCAACCUAAUUUUAGGAAGUCCUCCAUCCAAAGUUUAUGGCAAUAUUAGGGCGGUGGCCAGCAGAGCAGCUGAGAGGUUCUGAGCUGCACCACCAAGGACUGGGGCCAGAAGUCCAGGUUCCUGGACACAGGAGAAGCCAAGAGCUACAGAAGCCAUCAGGUUUCUGCUGGAUUUGGAAGCCCAGAAGAAAACCACAACUGUUUGUGCACUCUGACUGACUUUGGACAUGUGGUCUGAUUUGAACAGACCUAAUGUUUGUGUCUAGUCAUUAAAAGGGGUUUUAAAUUGUGUCUA
Onychostruthus taczanowskii (white-rumped snowfinch) is the source of this 1046-nucleotide messenger RNA. It is a transcript of the gene PNO1, whose product is annotated as partner of NOB1 homolog. Gene Ontology annotation, molecular function: RNA binding. The record is from RefSeq and is a predicted model, not a curated record. Bases 109 to 834 code for a protein of 241 amino acids. The transcript is spliced from 7 exons. Gene Ontology annotation, cellular component: nucleolus. NCBI's taxonomy places the organism in Eukaryota, Metazoa, Chordata, Aves, Passeriformes, Passeridae.